AUGAAGUUGUUGCUGUUGUUACCGAUGAUUUGCGUUCUUCUCAUCUUAUCCGAUGCCAUGACUUCGACUUCAAAUAAAGAAGAGAUGACAAUGCUAUCAAAAAUAGACGCUAAAACACGUGUCAAGAGACAAUGGUGGGGCCCGGCUAUUAGCGGAGCAUGGUACGCCGUCAAGAACUUCCAUCCGCGUGGCUACGGAUCGUGGCAUGCUGUAUUUGGUGGU
Molecule: messenger RNA, 222 nt
Organism: Mesorhabditis belari
Lineage: Eukaryota; Metazoa; Nematoda; Chromadorea; Rhabditida; Rhabditidae
Source: the annotation of a GenBank genome assembly